Talaromyces stipitatus ATCC 10500 is the source of this 2258-nucleotide messenger RNA. Its product is annotated as transcription factor Tos4, putative. Gene Ontology annotation, molecular function: protein binding. The transcript is spliced from 2 exons. The record is from RefSeq and is a predicted model, not a curated record. Lineage: Eukaryota; Fungi; Ascomycota; Eurotiomycetes; Eurotiales; Trichocomaceae. Bases 305 to 1888 code for a protein of 527 amino acids.
UCCUUUCUGCAGAACUCCUACCAAUCCUCCCACAUUUUCUUCCCAAGGUUGUACUUAACUGUGUUGGACUUACCAAUUCCUCUCCAAUACCAACCUCCUUGGAUCCUUCUUUCUUUUAGUUAUUAUAUUCCCUCUCACGUUAGUUCUCUCCCUGGUCGCCUUGUGUUGUCGACGCUCGCUCAUGUGGAAUCUUACAAGCUCAAGGUGCUCUUGACGCCCGAAUCGACCUUUGCAAAAAUCGACUGUAAUAGUUAUCAAUUCCUAUCACAACCGCUUACUAGGAAACCUCCCUCUCCAUAGAAAAAUGGAGUCGUCUCCUCCCAGGGCCACGAUGAACGGCGGCGGCCCUGCAGCAGGCGUGAAGCGUCCUGCUUCAUUGCUGCCCGCAUUCGAGCCUCUGAGCUCGUCACCGGCUCUCCCUCGACCUCAGAAGAGAAUGGCACGUGAUGCAGGAGACUAUCCCACCCCAAUGCCAACUUCUUCGACUCAUAUCAUGUCCUCGUCGCCCCCUCAUAUGUCCAUGGCUCAACCUAAGCUCCAGCGCAGCGUCUUCCCCUCGAGUACCACCGAACGCGCCCCUCUGUCCACGGUCCCUACUCUGAUGCUUCCUGAGUCGGGGGAAUCUUUGCUUAUGGGAAGAUCUAGCGCGUCAUGCCACCAUCAACUCUCUGCCAAUCGACUAAUAUCGCGUGUUCACGUAAAGGCAACCUACAAAGCCGCCGGUAAUCCGUUCGACCGUGACCGCGUCGAGAUUGUUUGCACAGGGUGGAACGGCAUCAAGUUGCACUGCCAGGGAAAAACAUAUGAUUUGGCAAAGGGAAAAACGUUUACGUCUGAUAUCAAAGAUGCCGACAUCAUGAUUGACGUGCACGAUGCGCGGGUUUUGGUUCAAUGGCCUCGAAUGGAACGUAAAGACUCGUCUUCAACCGAACCCGGGCUUGCUUGGGACGCAAAUUCUCUCCAGCAGAACAAAUCGCGUCAUGAUGUCCAACAAAGUCCCAUUAAAGAACCUCCUCGUCUCGUGUCACCGACGUCCCCUUCGCCCCUAGCCAGAAACCGUAUACCUCUAUCAUCCCCUUUGCUCAGUCCAAGUCGUUUGCAUAGCACUAUCUCCAUCUAUGAAGAUGAACCAUUAUCUCCGACACCUGCUAACGGCAGAGAAGCAAAGACUCUUACCGCGUCUCAUAUGAGCACAUUUGAUGACAGCUUAAAUGACUCUCAUAACAGUGCUCUCAACCAGUUGUCAGAGACAUUCGAGGAUUACUCUGACCAUGACGAAGAAAAUGACCCUAUUGUUCAUUCAUUUGGACCCUUUGGUGAGAAUCUCUUGCCGCGUAUGGCUCAAUUCCGUGCAGGUGGUUCUCCAACAAGGGUUGCUCGUCCCCGUACUCAGCCGGAGCCUCUUCGUUCAGUACAUUCCCUCCAACAGCCAGCUGCAGUGAAAAGAGAGGAGGCACAGGAGAAGAGAAAGGAGAAGGAAGAGGAAGCAGAACAGAAGCCAAAGAUCGAUGAGCGGAGAGCAGCGGCUAUUGCCGCCAUUCAAAACCAUGCCGCUAACCAGCUCGCUUUUUCCCGCCUAUCUUCGACUCCUUUGUCCACAAUCCUCCAAAACUUGCCAGCCUCUCUAUGGAAAGCGGAAGCUAAUGCAGCAGAGUCCUUCACGCACCACGAAGUCAGAGUCAUCCUUGAAGAUACUAAAUGCAUUGGCGAGGUUAUACGCGAAGGAAAAGAUGCUGCUGGAAAGCCUCUGGAAAGCGAGUUUUACUAUAUACCAGACUUUGACGAGGACGAAAUGCGUCGACAGGCUGUUGUCAACGAUUUGCGCAAACCUGGCUUGCGGAACUGCAGAAAACAGCACAAGCAAUACUACUGGCGGAAACCCAAAUGAUUGCAACCAACACAAACGAAGUCUCGAAACGCUUCCAUUCUUGUCACAUAUUUCCAAAACUCUUUUAUUCUUGUUAGAUGUACGUUUACCGCAUAGCGCUGCGAGGGCUCCCACCCUAUUCCUGCAUCUCUUUCGACGAUUUAAGGCGCUUUUUACCGUACGAGGAUUCUCGUGUUUGUACGCCUAGUUUAUGUAUUAAUGUCUUUUAUUUGUUGUCUUUUAUAUCCCCGGUUAUUGCCAGAGCUGACGUCAUCAUGUGAUGCGCGUGUCUGUUGCUAUGUCUUGUUGUCUGUGAUUGCCUGAGACGAUUAUCUCGAUGAAAAGAAGAAAAAGAAAGAAGAUGAAAACUUUUAUGAAUAGAGGGACCGGG